Molecule: messenger RNA, 1613 nt
Organism: Nothobranchius furzeri (turquoise killifish)
Lineage: Eukaryota; Metazoa; Chordata; Actinopteri; Cyprinodontiformes; Nothobranchiidae
Gene: tusc2b
Product: tumor suppressor 2, mitochondrial calcium regulator b
Biological process (GO): regulation of mitochondrial membrane potential; inflammatory response
Cellular component (GO): mitochondrion
Source: RefSeq, a predicted model, not a curated record
AGCACAGGAUUAGAUGUUCUUAUUUACAGCACUUAAAAAUUACUGAAUAUGAAAUAUAAAUAUGAUACAUGCCCUAAAACUUUCAAAUCUGCUUGAGGUUUAUGAACUAAACAACCAAUAUAUUUGGUGAGCUUCGUAUUUAUUAGUGAUUAUUUUAUUAAAUGUUAUUAUUAUCUUAUUUUAUACAAUUGUGGUAUGUAUACAUGAAUCGUGAAUCAAUACAUUUUAUGUUUUAAGAAGAAAAUAUUUAUUUAUUCAUUAUUAAUUUAUUCAUUUAUUGAAAGUUUUAAAUUAGGGUUUCGGCAGUACUGCUUCCGGCCACCAGGUGGCGGGUGCACAUCCAAACUUCCACACAGCAACUUAAAGAAACAACCAGAACAAGAACACUGAACCAUUAGCUAAAGUAGCUACCGUACAUCUAGGAGCAUUUUGCAGACUGAACUGGAAACGCGUCAAGAAUAAUUCAUGAGAGACAAUUCCCACCUCUGAAGACAACACUGCUUACUUUGAGGUGUCAUACCCUGAGAGCUAAAUUUUCUCCAGUACAGUAAUACUGUAUCACCACUGGCUGCCCUCUGACUCGGGAAAAUAAUGUGCUGCAGCUGAAGAUGGGGGGUAGUGGCUCCAAAUCCAAAGGAUUUUGGCCCUUUUCUGGCUCAGGUUCUGUAGACGAUCCAGCCAAAGAUGGAAACGAGCAUUCGCUGAAGAGAGUUAAGAGUUUCCCGGGUGCAACGCCUUUUGUGUUUACCAGAAAAGGCUCCAUGUACUUUGAUGAAGAUGGCGACUUGGCACACGAGUUCUAUGAGGAGACGAUUGUGACAAAAAAUGGCCGUAAAAAAGCCAAGCUGAAAAAGAUACAGAAACACUUAACACCUCAGGGAAUUAUAAAGCUGGACCACCCAUGCAUUCAUGUAGAUUUCCCAGUAAUCCUAUGGGAGUCCUGACUAACUGUGAGGUUCUCAGAGAAGCCACUGUGUCACCUCCAUCCAGAGGUCCCACCCUCCGCAGAUGGAAGCCAGAGUCAACAUAAAAAAAAUAAACAAAAUGUGAUGUUUUGAUUUAUCUGAUGUCCCUGUUUGGAAUGGCUGUGCUCUGUUUAUGGCUUGUGUGCAGCGAGAUGCUAGAUCGGCCACCAGAAGAGAUGAAGACAGGCAACAAAGUCCAAUCCAAACAAGUCCUGGUUUUUGUGCAUGUCAGCGUGAAUGUGUGCAAACAGAAUGAAUAAUGAAAAAUUACUUUUUUCCUUUUUUUUUAUUUCAACAGGUUAUUGUCUGGUAUUUUCUAUUGAACUCAGUGAGUUUAAAAAUGAAAAGUUACCCAGUGUGUUCUAGUUAAGGUUGUACCUAAAUUGGGAUUUGUCUGCGCACACCUUAGUUAUUUGACACUAUUUGGAUUGGCUUUGUGUAUGCAUAAGGCAGAAGCCUAGGGAAGUGGACAAUCAGUAGUCUACAAAAUGUCAAGUGGAUUAAAAUCUUAUGGCAUUGUCUGAAGAACUUGCUUCAGUGACUUCAGGGUCACCUGUGCACAACAAGAGUGAGGUAACCUGUUUUCUUUGCUGCUUUGGCAAAAUGUGUUCCACACUUAAUUUAUUAAAAGUUUUUUUUAAUGAGAAA